GUUUUCAUCGCUCGGUUGAGGUGAAGGGCGGGGAAGAGUUAAGCUGCGCCGGUCAUGAGCUAUUUUCUGAGAAGUUUAGGGCGUUUUAGCAGAAGCUCCGUCGUUAGAGCUGUGGCCAUCGCUGGUUUUGGUUCUACUAUCUUUUUCUCCGAUAACAAUGCUCGUUUCAGAGCAUCGGUUAUAGUGCGGGUCCCUGAGCCAUUACAGGAUUCCCUGUGGUUGACAUAUUCAGUGCAGCAUGGUUUGCCUCCUCAAUGUUUACCUUUUCCCCACCAAUCUGGAAUAAAUGCGCUGUAUUCUUAUAGAGUCAGUCCUGUUCCAUCGUCUGACAUAUCCAAGGAAGCUUCUGGGGCUGUCCGUGAUGGGUCAAAGCCUAGUGAAUGUUUUGGAAGAGAUACUAUUGCAAAUGCAGCUGCUAAAGUUGGGCCUGCUGUUGUUAAUAUUGCUUUUCCACAAGAUUUCUAUGGAGCUACUGGAAGGAGUAUAGGUUCAGGAACAAUCAUCAACAAAGAUGGAACAAUAUUGACAUGUGCUCAUGUUGUGUUUGAUCAUGGCACGAGAAGUUUAACCAAAGGGAAGGUUGAAGUCACUCUGCAAGAUGGAAGAACAUUUGAGGGGAAUGUGGUAAAUGCUGACCUUCAUUCAGAUAUCGCUAUUGUGAAGAUCAAUUCUGAAACCCCGUUACCAGAAGCUAAGCUUGGUUCUUCAAGUAAGCUACGUCCAGGGGAUUGGGUAAUAGCAAUGGGCUGUCCACUUUCUCUUCAGAAUACUGUCACUGCUGGUAUUGUAAGUUGUGUUGACCGCAAAAGUAGUGAUUUGGGUUUUAGUGGCUUGCCGAGAGAGUAUUUACAAACAGAUUGUGCAACUAAUGCGGGAAAUUCUGGAGGGCCUCUUGUCAACAUGGAUGGGGAAGUUAUUGGGGUGAACAUCUUGAAAGCGGCGUCCGCUCAUGGGAUGAGCUUUUCUGUACCAAUCGAUUCUGUGUGUAAAAUUAUAGAGCAUUUCAAGAAAAGUGGAAGAGUAGUUCGGCCUUGGCUUGGGCUAAAGAUGCUUGAUCUCAAUGAGAUGAUUAUUGCGCAGCUUAAACAGAAAGAUGCUUCGUUCCCUAAUGUCAAUGAGGGCAUUCUCGUACCAAUGGUAACUCCUGGGUCCCCUGGUGAUCGGGCUGGUUUCUGUCCAGGUGAUGUUGUCAUUGAAUUUGAUGGGAAGCCUGUUAAAAGCUUGACGGAGGUGAUUGAAAUAAUGGGGGACAAAGUUGGGGUGCCCUUUAAGGUUCUGGUUAAAAGAACAGGUGAUAAAUUGGUGACUUUAACUGUGAUCCCGGUGGAAUCCAAUCUUGACGUGUAAAAGGCUGUAGCCACAAACGCACCAACUACUGUGAUAAAUUGGUAGCUUCGACUGUGAUGCUGGCGAAAUCGAAUCUCCAUGUGUAAAGGCUGUAGACACAUGCACAAAGGAAGGUGCCUGUUGGUGAUGUA
Abrus precatorius (Indian licorice) is the source of this 1478-nucleotide messenger RNA. RefSeq names its product putative protease Do-like 14. Gene Ontology annotation, molecular function: protein binding; serine-type endopeptidase activity. Bases 55 to 1347 code for a protein of 430 amino acids. Lineage: Eukaryota; Viridiplantae; Streptophyta; Magnoliopsida; Fabales; Fabaceae. Gene Ontology annotation, biological process: proteolysis. The transcript is spliced from 11 exons. The record is from RefSeq and is a predicted model, not a curated record.